Messenger RNA from Choloepus didactylus (southern two-toed sloth), 1378 nucleotides. RefSeq names its product HLA class II histocompatibility antigen, DP beta 1 chain-like. The record is from RefSeq and is a predicted model, not a curated record. The coding region runs from base 70 to 831 and encodes 253 amino acids. Gene Ontology annotation, biological process: antigen processing and presentation of exogenous peptide antigen via MHC class II; immunoglobulin production involved in immunoglobulin-mediated immune response; peptide antigen assembly with MHC class II protein complex. Gene Ontology annotation, molecular function: MHC class II protein complex binding. Lineage: Eukaryota; Metazoa; Chordata; Mammalia; Pilosa; Megalonychidae. Gene Ontology annotation, cellular component: membrane; MHC class II protein complex. The transcript has 5 exons.
GGAGUGCAUUUAGUGAGUCCUUCUCUGACUGCAAUUCUCUCCGCCUCGCCAUCCUUUUCCACCUCCACAAUGGUUCUGCAGGUUCCUGAAGGCCCCUGGACAGCAGCUCUGACAGUGUUACUGAUGGUGCUGAGCAAUCCCAUGGUCCAGGGCAGGACAGCUCCAGAGAAUUACGUGUACAACUUCCGGCACGACUGCUACGUGCUUAACCGGACGCAUCGCUUCCUGGAGAGGCACUUCUGUAACAGGGAGCAGUUCGCGCAUUUCGACAGUGGCGUGGGGCAGUACGUGGCCGUGACGGAGCUGGGGCGGAGCUUCGCCGAGCACUGGAACAGCCAGAAGGACCUCCUGGAGGAGAAGCGGGCCGAGGUGGACACGGUGUGCAGACACAACUACGAGCUGAACGAGGGCUUCACGCUGAAGCGCCGAGUCCAGCCAAAAGUACAUGUCUCCCCCUCCAGGAAGGGGCUCCUGCAGCACCACAACCUGCUUGUCUGCCACGUGACGGAUUUCUAUCCGGGCAGCAUUGAAAUCCAGUGGUUCCGGAAUGGACAGGAGGAAAUAGCUGGGGUUGUGUCCACCAGCCUGAUCCGUAAUGGAGACUGGACCUUCCAGAUCCUGGUGAUGCUGGAAAUGACCCCCCAGCAGGGAGACGUCUACACCUGCCAGGUGCAGCACCCCAGCCUGGACAGUCCUGUCACCGUGGAGUGGAAGGCACAGUCUGAUUCUGCCCAAAACAAGAUGCUGACUGGAGUUGGGGGGUUUGUGCUGGGGCUCAUCACCCUUGGAGUGGGCAUCUUCAUGCAUAAGAGAAGCAAGAAAGUUCAAUGAGGACCUCUAUAAACAGGUAAUAUUUCUGCCUCAUUUUCCUUGAGGGGUGAGUGGCAGACGGAUGUCAUUUCCUUUCUUGGCAUUGUAGCUCUGAGGCAUCGACUGGGAAAAAGAGCCUUGGAGCCUGAACUUCCCUUUCAAUCUCAGCCCUUGGGUGAAAGUAAGGAAAGAGCAAUCCUUGGCUCUGUUUAUGAAGGAAGCCUAGAAAACUGCUUUUUAUCAGGGCCAAGAAAGUCUCUUGCCAUAAAUUUUCUCUCCUGGGACUUAGAGGAAGAGAUGCCAACAAACCUGGGAAAACAUUUUUCUUUCCCCCCACAGGUUCCUGAUCUACCAUGAAAGACUAUAUGUGCCUUGGAACAAGUAUUUCUAUGUUUCUUUAGUCCCAGAAGGCUUGAGUCAGACCCUCAGCUUCCCAAGAGGAUGUUACUGCUAAGUAACUACUCUGAAACCAGUCUCUGUAGUUCUACUCUUUGAUUCAACGCACAGCAUCUACAGAGCCACUAACCAAGUUCCAUUCUCCUUACCUCCAUAAAUAAUCAAAAUCCAA